GUAGGGUAAUAAAGGCGUGAACACACGCCUUUGUUUUUUGUUCCUGUCUGUACUGAAAAAUAUUCAAUCACAUUCAGUGAUUUUACUGAGCAGGGGACCAAAAUCAAGCUGUGAUACUUAUAGGGAUAUAACUGGAGCAAAGAAAUGUGUGGAUCACCUGAAGAAUAGAGUUUCUUUAUCUUAAUGAUUGCAAUUGGUGUAACAUUGUAACAUGAGAGACAAAUUCUUCACCUCAAGUGUGUAACUGAAGAUGAGAGACAAUAUCUGAAGAGUAUUAUUGCAGUGUUCCGGAACUAUAUCCAAGAUGGGUCAACGUCUGAGUGAAGAAAGUGACUCGGACCAAGAAAUUAAAGUUGCUGAGUUGCAGGAAUGGUAUAAGAAGUUUGUGGUGGAAUGUCCAAGUGGCACUCUCUUCAUGCAUGAGUUCAAGAGCUUCUUUGGUGUAACUGACAACAAGGAAGCAGCAGACUAUAUUGAGAACAUGUUUCGCGCCUUUGACAAGAAUGGGGACAACACAAUAGAUUUUCUUGAAUAUGUUGCAGCCUUGAACCUUGUCUUGAGAGGUAAACUGGAACACAAGCUAAAAUGGACAUUCAAAAUGUAUGACAAGGAUGGAAGUGGCUGUAUCGACAAGACUGAACUUCUUGAGAUUGUAGAGUCUAUUUACCGGCUGAAAAAAGCCUGUCAUGGAGAACUAGAUGAAGAAUGCCAUCUUCUAACUCCAGACCAGGUGGUUGAUCGGAUAUUUGAGCUUGUGGAUGAAAACGGUGAUGGGGAGCUCUCUCUGGAUGAGUUCAUUGAUGGGGCACGGAGGGACAAGUGGGUGAUGAAGAUGCUGCAAAUGGAUGUGAACCCUGGUGACUGGAUCAGUGAGAGACGCAAGAGCGACUAAGAAAUUACUGGAAUAUAGACUGUUAUCGACUGCUAGGCCGACCUAGGUCUGUCCUAAUCAGCCCUGGACCUCCCCUCUUUUCAUCCUUUAAUCUGUAUUCACAUAACAUAUCUGUGUAAUAGUUACCCAGGCAGGUCUUGUUUUAUAACUUAUUUCUAUUCAACUUUUCUUAUUGGAAUUAGUAUUUGAUAUCUACUUUGUUUGCAUUGAGUUUGGGUGUGUUUUAAUGUUCUUCAUUACAUUUA
Molecule: messenger RNA, 1137 nt
Organism: Osmerus eperlanus (European smelt)
Lineage: Eukaryota; Metazoa; Chordata; Actinopteri; Osmeriformes; Osmeridae
Gene: guca1b
Product: guanylate cyclase activator 1B
Exons: 4
Coding region: 305-892 (195 amino acids)
Biological process (GO): visual perception
Cellular component (GO): photoreceptor inner segment; cone photoreceptor outer segment
Molecular function (GO): calcium ion binding; calcium sensitive guanylate cyclase activator activity
Source: RefSeq, a predicted model, not a curated record